This is a messenger RNA of Pristis pectinata (smalltooth sawfish), 1134 nucleotides long. Its product is annotated as bone morphogenetic protein 2-like. Gene Ontology annotation, biological process: SMAD protein signal transduction. Gene Ontology annotation, molecular function: growth factor activity; cytokine activity. Gene Ontology annotation, cellular component: extracellular region. NCBI's taxonomy places the organism in Eukaryota, Metazoa, Chordata, Chondrichthyes, Rhinopristiformes, Pristidae. The coding region runs from base 1 to 1134 and encodes 377 amino acids. The transcript has 2 exons. The record is from RefSeq and is a predicted model, not a curated record.
AUGGAACUGCACAGGUAUUAUUCCAUAUACGUUUCUAUUUAUUUGGCACUGGUGUGCAUCGAGAGCGGUGAGCUGCAGCCUCAAUCCAGUCUCGGGCGGAAAGAUGAGACACAGGUUCGGAUUGAAGCAAUCAAGAAAGCAGUCAUGGAACAACUGGGAGUCGAAAAACCUCUUAUGUCCGGAAUGAAUAUCUCUAGAACGGAGGAGGAGGAGAUGUAUAAACUUUAUCUGCAGCGUGUGCGGAAAUCCAAUCCAAGUUUAUCGAACAAAAAAUCUGUCAGAAUGAAUUCUGUCAACGCGGUUAUUCUGAAGGGAACAACUUUGGAAAACACAAGCAGAACAAAUGAUAUGAACAGCAACAAACAACGACUGUACUUUAAUGUUUCCACUGCCAAGAGCAUAUUCGUAUUUCCUAAAAUAAAGAUCUUGAGAGGUGAACUUAAAUUCUACAAGCGCAUAUGUCAGAAUGCAAAUUUACAUCAGAAGAGGAUAGAUGGAAACCCACAGCUUGUAAGAGUCUACAACUUAUUCAAGCCAGCAACUAAAAGGGCAGAGAUACAGCCUCAUUUUCUUGGUUCUAAAGUUAUUACAUCAAAUUUUGAAAAGGCUGAAACAUUUGACAUUCAAAAAACUGUUGAACAUUGGAUAAAUUAUCCACAGGAAAACUAUGGCCUUGAAUUUGAGCUGCUUCCUUGGCCAUCUAGUAAUAAACAUGAUUCUGAAGACAAGAUGUCUAUUGAAGUAGAACUGGAAAUAGAAGUGCAAAAGAUUUAUAAAGAGGUCCGGACACGUCGUGAAAGCUACACUGAGGACUGCCAGAGAAACCAGAUACGUUGUUGUAGGCGAUCGCUACAUGUGUCUUUUGAGGAGAUUGGAUGGUCAGACUGGAUCCGAGCCCCUCUAAGUUACAAUGCCUUUUAUUGUGAUGGCACAUGUCCACAAAAGUACAAACUUGCCACAAUGCAUACACUUAUCAAAUCAAAGAUGAAUCGACUUUCCAAUGGAGCUAUUCCAGCUCCCUGCUGUGUUCCUGCAUCCUAUGAGCCACUAACUUUGCUCCAUUUUAACAGUAAUGACAAAUUAAUACUCACAGCAUUUGAUAACAUGAUUGUCUCCAAAUGCCAUUGUUCUUAA